This is a messenger RNA of Opisthorchis viverrini, 2934 nucleotides long. RefSeq lists its product as hypothetical. Gene Ontology annotation, cellular component: cytoplasm. The record is from RefSeq and is a predicted model, not a curated record. The transcript is spliced from 9 exons. Lineage: Eukaryota; Metazoa; Platyhelminthes; Trematoda; Opisthorchiida; Opisthorchiidae. Gene Ontology annotation, molecular function: phosphatase regulator activity; protein binding; enzyme inhibitor activity. The coding region runs from base 115 to 2280 and encodes 721 amino acids.
CCCCGAUCUCUGCUCAGAUCCCGAUGACUUAUCCGGCCGUUAUAGUUUUGCUUGGAGUUCGAUAGUUGUGAAACGCCUCCACAGGGCUUUAUCAUUUUGAGGUAACCACUUGUGAUGGACGGAUCUAGUUCGUUUGAAAUGAAUGGGUCCAUCGCUAUGGAGGCUCCUCAGACCCGUGUACCCGAUUUGGAACGUAUUCGAAACGCCCGAAACAAGCGAAAAUUGCAACUCAAAGAUUGGCACCAAUAUGACCGAAAAAUGAUGCGAGAGGCCGAGAAAUUACAACGCAAGGGAUUAAGUCCACCGUCUGAACGGGGAUUUCAUCGUGCAGGGCAUUCAGUCAAAUUUCCUCCCAGUCUCAUAUUUCUGGAAGCCGCUGCACGUGGAGAUCUUGAUGAAGUCAGAAAAUUGCUUAGCAACGGUGUUUGUCCCGAUGUGGCAAACGAAGAUGGACUGACCGCCCUUCAUCAGUGCUGUAUAGACAAUACUCCAGAAAUGUGUCGGCUUCUGCUUCGAUUCGGUGCCAACCCAAAUGCACGAGAUUCCGAAGGCUGGACUCCACUACAUGCAGCUGCUACCUGCCAUCAUACGGAUUUGUGUGCCAUUCUAAUCGCAAACGGCGCGGAUCUCCUUGCGAUGAACACGGACGGUAAUAUGCCAUACGAAUGUUGCGUAGCUGGACCCACACUCAACCUGAUUGAAACCGAAAUGGAUCGGAGAGGUAUCACGCAAGAAGAACUGGAUGAUCUGCAUCGUCUGCCGGAAUGCAAAAUGUUGGCCGAUAUGGAGGAAAUGUACAAAGCUGGUGCGGACUUUAAUCAACUUGACCAACAAGGCGCUGCUAUGCUUCACAUUGCAGCAGCUUGUGGAUAUGAAGAAGUGACCAUAUUUUUACUGAAACACGGUGCCAAAAUAGACUUAACCGACCGGGAUGGCUGGCAAGCGAUUCACAUUGCCGCCUGCUGGGAUCAUUUGGAAAUAAUUGAGGUUCUGGUCAAUUUUGGAGCCGAUAUAAUGGCUGAGACAACGUCUGGAGAAACUGUGUUUGAUAUUUGCGAGGACUUGGAGAUUCAUUCCCGUCUGAUCGAAUUGAAGCAGGAAAUGGAAAGAAAACAGUCCCAACAACUCGACUCACUGAGUCGAACAGAGCGACCUCGAGAGCUUGUUCGUCGACGAAGUAGCACAAACCCCAGAAGUGCAUCCAUCCGCCGAACAAGCAUGCGCGAGAAGAAGAUGAUUUCCUGGAAGGAAGCAAAACAAGAAGCAGAAAUGCGUGGCAUCACUCCAAUCAACCUGAUUGAGGGCGAAACCCCGGAAAGCGAUGCCGAACAGGUUAAACGUCAGCAACAAGGGCCAAUCCAACUACCGGUAGAUGCUAAUUUCGAGCGACGUGUGACAAGUCCGUUAACUGUCAGCAUAUCCAACGAUAAGGGCAAACCGAAUGCAACGUCGUCUGCAAUUCGUAGUCCUUCGCCCUCAGGCCAACCGUCAUCAGCCGGAUCUGUUAGUUCCCCCCAAACCAAGCCCGCCACUGCGCUCACUUCUCCUCUUCCUCCUGGUCCCGGGCGGCUUUCAAACGGCGUCACCUCUCCUGUAUCAGGGCUACCACCGUCGAGGACACAGGAUAGAAAUUCUGCUAGGCCUCAAAGAUCAGACAAGGCAUUGAAGACUGCGGAACCAAAUGGAACUGACUUGACAAGAAAAGAGAGAGAGGAAAAAGAGUCCGGAAGCACUAGACGACUUUCUUCGAAACCAGAAUUGCCGAACAAUGCAGUGCCAUCCCUCCAAACGCGUUCCACACAGAAACAGUAUUUGACCAUGGAUGUUCAGUCUACGGGAAGUGUUAGCCCCGUAUCCAGGUCUCGCCCCCGCCAACCUACCGAUAGGUAUACCAACCUCGCCGUCACCAACGGCACUAGUGGAGGGGCUAGCAGAAAUCGCGAUUUGAACGUCAUUGCUCCAUCCCCUCAGGCUACCCGCCGGUCUACCAGCUCUUUAGGCAGAAAGAAAGUGCCUGAGCAAAUAAAUAUUAAACCUGAAUUAAACUUGUCAGCUCACAAUGCCUACAUGAUGCCACCCCCCUCAACACCGCAUCCCUCAACCUCGGAAGUAACGAACAGGAACACAACAAGCAGCCUACCUCGAUCUCACCUGACCAGAAAUAUAUCGGGGCAUCAGCCUACACGUACUGUUGGUCCGGUUCCCCGAAAGAACACCAAAGAACUCAUUGUUUAUGAUUCCGAUCCCAGAAACAGUGGAAAAUGCUGUGUUCUCAUGUGAUAUUGCACGGACAACGCUCAUCUUCCUUCCUGUCUGUCUUCAGGCGCCAACUUUCACAUUUUGCCUGUGAUCAGUGUUUCGUUGAAUGGAACAGAAAAAAAGCGUGUACCCCUACUGACAGUUCACUUUCCGUUAUGCUUUCGGUCUGCUUUCUUCCCGAUAACUGCCAAUUAUGUUCAGCUCCUGCAGAUCACCUCAAAGCGCUAUGAUCGGAUGGUACUUUCGGACAAUCAUUCCGUUUUUCGAUUGUGUAACAUCUCAAUCUCUGGUUAGUUGUGCUCUGAAACACAUCUAACUCAAACCUCAAACUUGUACAGGCAUUGAAGUAGACUCGUGUGUACUCAGUCACGGUACAUUUAGGGACUGAAUCGCUUUUGUUUUUGCCAAGAAGAAACUCUGUGUACUUUCUACUUUCCGACCAUCCACAUUAUCCAAAAACCGAUGUAAUCUUUGUGUACUUUAUCUGGUCAUGUCUUCAACAAAUGUUUUUUAUUUUUUCAUGAUCCUUGUAUUUUGUUGAUUUAAUUAGCCAUGAGCUGGGGAAGCGAGUGAGGGACUGAAAAAGUGCUUUUUUGUUCAAGCAUAUCUAUGCUAUGGAUACCAACCUGUUGCGGUGAUUUUCAGAUAUUUUGAGCAGAGCAAACCUAACCCAAC